GUCUCAGGAACUUGGGCCAUUGUUCUGAAAAUAUCUACCGGAAGCUUCUCUUAGACGGUUUCAAGAUGGCGGCGCCCAUGAGGAGGACGCUGCUGGUCCUUCACAGAGCGUCUGCUCUCGUUUUAAAGAAUUCCGAGCUGCCCGUGGAUGUGCGGCGUCCCGGCCCGCUCCUCCUGCCCGUCCGCACCAAGAAGCGCUACUUCAUCCCCCCGGCGGUGGGCCUCAAGGGCAAGCAGGGCGAGAACAGCGAGGCCAGGGCCCGGGCGGCGGGCAUGGUCCUCAGGCAGGAGUACCUGGAGAGGCCCAUCAACGUCUCCUGCACCGCCGCCGUCUUCGACCCCUACAUCCCCCCCGAGGGCGACGCCCGGCUGUCGGCUCUGUCCAGAGAAGGCCUGAAGCAGCGGAGCGAGCAGCUGCGUCAGACCGCCGCCUCCCAGCUGGCGAUCCGGAAGAUCAAAGAGCACGACCCCGACUUCAAGACCAAGGACUUCGCAGAGCGAGCGCAAGAAAUCUUUGUGGAAGCCCACCAGGCACUGACACAGUUCAACAAGGAGAAGCUCCACUCGCUGGUGACGGAGCGCUGCUACCCGGAGAUGACCCGGGGGAACCGCUACCGGACCAUCCGCUGGGCGCUGGUGGAGUCGCUGGAGCCGCCCCGGGUGGUGCACGCCCGCUGCCCCGACAUGGUCACCAAGGGCAACCUGUAUGGUCAGGUGACCGUCCGCAUGCACUCCAGACAGACUCUGGCGAUCUACGACCGCUUCGGCCGGCUGAUGCUGGGUGGCGAGGAGCAGCCCAAGGACGUCCUGGAGUACCUGGUGAUCGAGCGCCACCUGCUGAACCCAUACGGCCGCUGGAGGCUCCAUGGGAAGAUCGUCCCGUCCUGGGCUCCGGCUAAAGACGCCAUCAUCAAGACGGUGGCCAUCCCCGGUCCGGAGCUGCAGCCCUGGGAGGAGUUCGAUUCCCUCAACUACCACGUCCCCAAACCGCAGGCGGUGCAGUGGUACAAAUAGACCAGCGGGCGGCGCCGCGGCGCUGCUCAGUGUUUGUGAAGGACUCGUUUAGUUUUGUUAAGACUGUGGAGGCAGCAGGUGAGUCAGAAACAGACGCCAGACGUGCAAAACCCAAUAAAAAAAUGAAAGGUCCAGACGCACAGACAUCCAGCUGUUUAUUCCUGUGACGGACGGACGGACGGACUGCACGUCCGCCCAGGAAGUACAAAAAUAAAUCAGCUCCUCCUCAAAUCCAGCUGCGCCUCACGGCAGCGCCGGAUUCGGCGGUUUUCUUCUUCGUUUUAUGGACAUAAUCACAGUUUACAGCUUUCAGAAGACACAGACAUGCGAGAACGCUCACAGACAGACAGACAGUCACUCCAUCGACACACA
This is a messenger RNA of Salarias fasciatus (jewelled blenny), 1385 nucleotides long. It is a transcript of the gene mrpl45, whose product is annotated as mitochondrial ribosomal protein L45. Gene Ontology annotation, cellular component: mitochondrion. The record is from RefSeq and is a predicted model, not a curated record. Lineage: Eukaryota; Metazoa; Chordata; Actinopteri; Blenniiformes; Blenniidae. Bases 66 to 1013 code for a protein of 315 amino acids. The transcript has 8 exons.